AUGAUCUCUGAUUAUGAAAGCGAUUCUAAACAUCUAGAGUUCGUCUCAAGCUUUUUUAAUCUCAUUUAAGCUAUUAAUAAUUGUAUUCUUUAAUAAUCAUUACAAAGAUCGUUAAACAAAUGCAUAGAGAAAUAGAACUGCUAAAUCCAUAAAAAAUGCUAAAGCGCGAAGAAGUCACAAUUAUUAAUCUAUUUAUUUUUAGAAGCUGGAUAAAUAAAUUUCAAAAUGCCAUAAAGCCUUGAUUAAAAUAUAUCAGAAAUAGUUUCCUUCAAUAAGAACCAAGUCAAGAAAUUAGUUAAGCCUAUGAAAAAUCAAACAAAAUAUUUAGAGAAUUCAUAGGUUGAAUCUUUCAUUCACAACAUUCAUUAAAUCCUAAGGUAAAUUCUAUAUUGAUUUAUUUAAUAAGUGAUCUCUAAUAAAAAUAAUAGAUUCUAAGGAAUGUUUAAAAAUAAGUUUAUUUGAAUUUAAUCGAAUAUCAAAAUAAAAAACCAUCUAAUUUGUUACUUAGAACAAGCUGUUUACAUAUGUAUAUUAAAUUGAUAUUAUCCUCUCUAGAUAUUUAGCAGAAAAAAUUUAAGCUGAUAAAAUAAAAGAUGUUGUAAUUAAUAAAACCAUUCAUGAAACUCCAAAGAUUGUAAUCCCCUUUUUCAAAAAUAUGUUGCAAACUAAGUAACAAAGCAUAGGUUGA
Paramecium sonneborni is the source of this 688-nucleotide messenger RNA. NCBI's taxonomy places the organism in Eukaryota, Ciliophora, Oligohymenophorea, Peniculida, Parameciidae. The record is from the annotation of a GenBank genome assembly.